Messenger RNA from Rana temporaria (common frog), 1501 nucleotides. RefSeq names its product synuclein beta (gene SNCB). Gene Ontology annotation, cellular component: axon terminus; cytoplasm; neuronal cell body. Bases 299 to 691 code for a protein of 130 amino acids. Gene Ontology annotation, molecular function: cuprous ion binding. Gene Ontology annotation, biological process: synapse organization; chemical synaptic transmission; synaptic vesicle endocytosis. The transcript is spliced from 7 exons. The record is from RefSeq and is a predicted model, not a curated record. NCBI's taxonomy places the organism in Eukaryota, Metazoa, Chordata, Amphibia, Anura, Ranidae.
CUUGGUUGUUCAUAGGAUCUCCUGCCACAAGGGGGUAGACAGCACUCACACAAGCAUUAAGCACUCUCAUUUCAGAGAGGAGAGAAGGCAGUACAGUUGAUACAGAACAUCCCAUGGAUCUGUAGCACUGACACUGCCUGCUGAGGGACCCCCGACACAACCACAUCUGAGCCCUCCUCUACUUAUUGCAACAGAGAGAAAGCACCAAGAGUAAUUCACCUCUGAACCCAAGGCAGCCAAUUUCAGAAAGGAGACACCUGGAAUAGGAUUGUCACCGAGAAGACUGCAACAGAUCAGAAUGGAUGUGUUUAUGAAAGGCUUGUCCAAAGCAAAGGAAGGAGUGGUGGCUGCUGCUGAGAAGACCAAACAAGGGGUAGCCGAGGCUGCAGAGAAGACCAAGGAAGGUGUUCUGUAUAUGGGAAACAAAACCAGAGAUGGAGUGUCUUCAGUGGCUGAAAAGACCAAAGAGCAAGCAUCUCAGCUGGGAGGGGCUGUCAUGUCUGGAGCUGGAAACAUUGCGGCUGCCACUGGUCUAGUGAAGAAAGAUGAAUUCCCUACAGACAUAAAGCCUGAGGAAGAAGGCCAGGAAGCUUUGGAAGAACCUGCUGCUGAACCUCUGCUGGAGCCAGAAGGGGAAAACUACGAGGAAGCCCCUCAGGAUGACUACCAGGAAUAUGAACCCGAAGCAUAACAUCCCUCAGCCCUGGACCCAGCCACCAGCAGCAUCAGCACAAAGAUAGCUAUAAUAAAAAAUAAUAAAAAAUCUCCCCUCUCCUCUGCCCUAUCCUUCCCGAGAGGAGUGUGAAGUGCACCCCCUCUUCUCCCAAGAAGUGAGCUCUUCCUUCACUACACCUCCAGAAAGCCUCAUGUGAAGUGAUUUCAUGUAUGGUAAUCCUUAGCGUUGAGUCAUUAGUCCAAACAAAACUGGUGUUUAAACUUAAAACAAAAAAAAAAGCCCUUUGUAAUGUAUGAACCCAUGAAUGCAUUGUAUUUGUCUUUGCAGUCCUUGUGCCCCCAGACAAUUAUUUCUGUUUCCCUCCCAGAGAAUAAUUUCCGGGGGUCUUUUUGGUGGAUUUUGUCACUCAUAAUUAUUUUGUAACCUAUUUGUUUUGGUGUGUAAGCUUGUUCUGUGGCAGGGGGGCCUGCAACCUUCUGCAACUGAACCUGCGGGUAUUCUUCUGCGUCUACCGAUAUAAAUAAAGCAUGUUUUACUUUUUAUAAAGAGAAGGUGGAAACACCAACAAAUGUUUUUUUCCCCCUAAGCGGCUGCCGUGAUUUCUCACAAGGCUGGGUAGUCGUUAAGAUAAGGGAAAAUCACACACAAAAAAAAAUGUAGCUGUGGAUGAAUGACCUUUGAAAUAGUUUAUUCAGUGUUCUAAUGUGAUAUUUAAUUUUGCUGUUUUUUUAUACAUAUAUACACACAUAUCAACGAAUAUAUAUAUAUAUGGUUUAACUUAUUUGUGACUGUUCUGUAAAACAGAUUAAAAUCUGUGAUAUUCCA